ACAGACACACAAGCCAAUUUGUGAUUCCUUCUUGUAGAGUUUCUGAGUAGUAUCAGGCGGCUUUAGCCAUUCACAUCUCAUGUCUUCUUCUCUAGCUCCGUUUCCUUCUUUGAAUCCUUCUCCUCUCGCUCCAAGAUUCUUACAAACCCUAACCCAAUUCCCAAAUUCUCCGUUUCUCUCUCCAUGCUCUGUUUUGAGGUUAAAAAACGCAUCUUUACUGAAUUUGAGAACUCGAUUUACUCCUCUUCAACCCCAACGAGUUCGGUCCAAAACCCUUGUUUUGUCUGCUCAGUCCAGUUUCUUGAAAGUUCUUAGAACCGCAUGGAAUAUUGGGAAAGAUGGAAUUGAAGCUGGAACUAAUCUUGUACCUGUCUCUGUGCCUAGACCAGUUGCUAGAAUCUCGGUGACGAUUGCAGCAUUAGCGGUUUCGUUGUUUGUUGUCAAGUCGUUUCUAUCAACCGCUUUCUUUGUAUUGGGUACAAUGGGAUUUGCAUAUUUCUUAUUCAUAGCCUUAAACAAAGAUGAAGCUCCUAAACUCAGAGGAGAAGAUAAAAGCUCUGGUUCCAAACCAUUGGAUGAUCCACUUGAAGAAGCAAAGAGAAUCAUGGACAAGUACAAGUGAUCCGCGUCCUCAUUAUUUGUAAGCUUAAGGUUUUGCUCAUAUGAGAGAGAUCUCCAAUGUAUACAGAAUACAAUCAUACAAUACUUAGGAAUUUUAUAUGUUCUUUGAUUUAAGAUCAGCUUGCUGCAACGGUGUAAUCAGGUGAUUGUUAAAGUUCUGGUUUAGAAACUCUGUUUCCUGUAGUGCCAAUACAUUUCUGAAACGGUUGUAGCAUUAGCAAUGAUUUGAAAAAUUUGCUGCAACGUAACUAGCAA
This is a messenger RNA of Camelina sativa (false flax), 876 nucleotides long. RefSeq lists its product as uncharacterized. The record is from RefSeq and is a predicted model, not a curated record. Lineage: Eukaryota; Viridiplantae; Streptophyta; Magnoliopsida; Brassicales; Brassicaceae.